CAAGAUGAAUAUCUGGUGUUUAAUUGUUAUCAGUUUGCUUAAAGCUGUUGAAUCUAGUGACACAACUUUCCCGUUAAACAGACACCACGAUUAUGAAGAAUUGACGCAAGUUUUAAGAACAACGAAUGCCAAAUGCAAAGACAUAACAAGUUUAACAUCAAUCGGGAGGUCGGUCGAAGGAAGGGAAUUAUGGGUGAUGGUGUUUUCUAUUAACAGCACACAUCAUACACCAGGUGUACCGGAGUUUAAAUACGUUGCAAACAUGCAUGGCAACGAAGUAGUUGGGCGGGAAGUCCUUAUCGACCUCGUUCAGUAUUUCUGUGACGAAUAUCACAAGGGCAACAAGACCAUUGUUGAUCUGAUCACGAAUGUGAGGAUCCAUAUUAUGCCAUCUAUGAACCCGGAUGGCUACGAAAAGGCCGCAAAAUAUAAGGGCUACCCUAAAGAUUACGUCAGGGGGCGAAAGAACGCGGCAAAUUAUGAUCUGAACCGUAACUUUCCCGACUUUGAUAAGAUCGCUUGCCGGACCGGGGAUUCGAACCGUCUCGCUUACAAUAGAGCUUAUGUUUCUGAAGCUGUGAGGGGAAUCAAGAUUCAACCCGAAACCGAAGCUGUCGCUGAAUGGAUAAUGAGCAUUCCAUUUGUUUUAUCUGCAAAUCUGCAUGGCGGUGACGUAGUUGCUAAUUAUCCAUUUGACGAAUCGUGUGAUGGUGAACUAAGGCACUACCAAGGUUGCCCGGAUGACGCAAUAUUUCGUCAACUCUCAUCGGCAUAUAGCAACGGUAACAGUCAAAUGGCGGGUUCAACCGGUUGCUCCCAAGACGAUGACUUUCAUGAUGGGACCACUAAUGGCGCUGCGUGGUACAGUAUAGGGGGAGGCAUGCAGGACUUCAAUUAUCUUGCCAGCAACUGUUUUGAGAUCACGAUUGAGAUGAGUUGUGUUAAGUUUCCACCCGCUUAUUCAUUACCCGUGUUCUGGCAACUAAACCAAAACGCAAUGAUCGAUUAUAUUUACCAGUCCACAUGUGGCGUUAAGGGGUUCCUCUACGACGCCGCUAGCGGCGCCCCAGUGCCCGAUGCCGCUGUAAUAGUGGAGGGAAUACAUCACGUGGUAUAUUCUGCUGCUGAUGGCGAUUACUGGCGCCUCCUCGUGGCAGGAAACUACGCAAUUCGUGUCCAGGCUCAAGGAUACGAACUCAGUGAAAUUAAAACUGUCCAAAUCCCUGAGUGUCGGCCAUAUUCAGCCGUUGAACUAAACUUCAACCUGAAGAAAACUAACCGACGUGAAACCGCUAAGGAAACCGAUGACACACUUCAACGACUUCGAUCUGUUCUACUUUCGAUCCAACAGUGAUGUGUUUGACCUUAGAUAAUAUAUAAGCCACAAAGGGGACCGCAUGGCCCAAAACCCGAUAACUUCUGGGCACAACUAAUUCUUAACUCUCUUUGCCAUAACCCUUAUAACUCUUAUGUGGCUGAUGCUUAAAAGAUCUAACUAAACAGUAUUAUUUGUCUACUUUCAACUUUAAAGUUGGGCCAUAUAGUCUCACUUAUGGUUUAUAAACCGAUCCGUAAAGUUUUGAUUCGAAUUAGUGAUUUUCAUUGUAAACGUUAGAUGUGUUUUUUAAGAGACCGUACAAACGCUACAUUACCAGAUUAAUAGUUCUGCGUUUUCUUAGUAAUUCUGUUUUAGUAUGUUUUCUGUAAAUAGAUUUUAUGAAAAAAGCUGCAUUUUCAGGCUUACUUUAUUAUAAAUAGACGAAGAAUUUACACUGAUUGUUUUUUGUUAAACGUUGUUUUUAGUCUUUAUGUCUUUGCUGUCUACACGAGCAAUAAUUUAACAAGGAUUUAAAUCCGCAAUUUCCAAUGUUGUAUGUGCAAUGUUAAACCACUUACGUGUCCAAUAAAGUUUCAGUGUUGCUCAACGAAAAGUGUUUUUUAUUUAUCUGGAAACAUUUUAAUUUACAAUAAAAUAAAAUAAACAAAA
Ciona intestinalis (vase tunicate) is the source of this 1987-nucleotide messenger RNA. Lineage: Eukaryota; Metazoa; Chordata; Ascidiacea; Phlebobranchia; Cionidae. The record is from RefSeq and is a predicted model, not a curated record.